CGCCACUUGUGUGUGAGACGAGAAGCUUGCCUGAGCGCUUUCGUAACUGGAAAGGGACAAUUAAAAAAAAGCAGCAACGUUUUUUCCUGACAUUAGGUACAUCCUGGUCUGGUGAAAAUGCCGAGCACUCGCUCUCAGAGACAACCAACCCUUCAGUUCCCCAAGCGCAAGUCCUCCAGAAUCACUUCCCAACCCAAAAGUUUAUCUCGGCCCGACCCGGAGCAUGCCCUGGAUCCCCGGACCAUCCCUUUAUCUCCCAGAAAGACAAACGUGGGGGUCAGAAGUGUCCCUCUUUCCCCCAUGAAGCCGGUUUCGGGCGUCCAAAACAUUUCGCUUUCUCCCAGAAAACCAAGCGUUACAGACAUCCGGGCCGUUCCCCUGUCCCCGCAACACCACACGCUCCAAAGCAUGCGUCCAUCCGAGAGACUCCCUCUGAGCCCCAGAAAGCGUACAGGUGAUGAGAACAGAUGCAACCUGCCACAGUCUUUACUUGGUUCUCCUCCUAAACAGAGAUGCCCCUCACUAGGCUCUCCUCGCAAGCUGUCCUUUAACGAGAACACCCCCGUCUUCACAUCUCCUCCACGGGCUGCCCCGGUGGACUUUAAAGUCCCCAUUUCACCCGCAGUUUGUCCUUCUCCCAAAUGCUUGAAAGAACCUGCCAAAGCAGAGUCUGAUGCGCCAGAGAGGGCGCCGACCCCUGUUGCCAAAAAAUCGCAGUACCAGUGUGUGAAACAGGCUCUUCACACAGCCGUGCCUGAGCGACUGCUCUCUCGAGAGACGGAGCGAGGGGUUAUCGUGUCCUUCCUGGAGAAACAUGUGGUACCGGGUAAGCCGUCUAGCUUGUACAUCUCUGGAGCUCCUGGAACGGGGAAGAGUGCCUGCUUGAACUGUGUGCUUCAAGAACGCAAGGAUUUGCUAAAAGGAGUGCAGACUGUGGUGAUUAACUGCAUGACCCUGCGUAGCUCACAUUCGAUCUUCCCCCUUCUGGCUGAAAAACUGGGAACGUCCAGAGGUUACAGCAACGGCAAGCUUGAGAAACUGCUGACCAGUUCGGGCCCCACUGUUCUGUUGGUUCUGGAUGAGAUGGAUCAGCUGGACAGCAAAGCCCAAGACGUCCUCUAUACCAUCUUUGAAUGGCCUUAUCUUCCUAAGUCGCGGCUGUGUCUUAUUGGUAUUGCAAACGCACUCGACCUGACGGACCGUAUUUUGCCCAGACUGCAGGCGAAGCCCCACUGCAGACCGCAGCUGCUUCACUUUCCACCGUACAGUCGCCAGGAGCUGGCAGCCAUCGUCCAGGACCGGCUCACACAGGUGACGGGAGAAGGGGUCCUCGACGCUGCUGCUGUUCAGUUUUGUGCCAGAAAGGUGUCCGCAGUCUCGGGAGACGCUAGAAAAGCAUUGGACAUCUGCAGGCGAGCUGUAGAGAUGGUGGAGUCUAACGCCCGUUCCAGAACGUCUCCUGAAUCAGCAAACACUAACACAAAAGCUUCACGUGUAAGUGUUCCUCAGGUUGCACGGGUGCUGUCGGAGGUGUAUGGAGACCGCAUGGCCUCCAGCGGGGGAGAGGAAGGAGAAAGCUUCCCUCUGCAGCAGAAAUUGCUGGUCUGCUGCUUGCUCCUGCUUACACGCAACGGCAAGAGCCGAGAGAUCCAGCUGGGCAAGCUGUGCGAGACGUACAGUAAGCUGUGCCAGCAGAGGCAGGUCAGUGGUGUGGGCCAAGGCGAGUGUCUCUCACUCUGCAGUUUACUAGAGAGCAGAGGCAUCUUCUCUCUCAAGAAGGCCAAGGAAGCACGACUCACCAAGAUCUCUCUGAAGAUUGAAGAGAAGGAUGUAGAGAACGCGUUGAAGGAUCGUGCGUUUCUGGGAAGCAUCCUGGCUGCGGGUCUGCCGUGAUCUCCUUUAACACACCUAUAAUACUCCUCCAUCCGCCAUCAUGUUACCUUGAGACCUUCGCUUUUCACUAUUUAUUUUAAUGCUUUUUUUUUAAAUGCUUUUUUUUUUUUUUAUGGAGAAGGUCUUUGCUUUUUUUUUAUUAUUAUUGAGAUUAAGUGUACAUUUACGUUUAUAUGUAAAUAAAUGUACAGGAUUUUAAAGUUCAA
Messenger RNA from Clarias gariepinus (North African catfish), 2099 nucleotides. It is a transcript of the gene cdc6, whose product is annotated as cell division cycle 6 homolog (S. cerevisiae). Gene Ontology annotation, molecular function: ATP binding; ATP hydrolysis activity; DNA replication origin binding. The transcript has 12 exons. Gene Ontology annotation, biological process: DNA replication initiation; cell division; mitotic DNA replication checkpoint signaling. Bases 118 to 1893 code for a protein of 591 amino acids. NCBI's taxonomy places the organism in Eukaryota, Metazoa, Chordata, Actinopteri, Siluriformes, Clariidae. Gene Ontology annotation, cellular component: nucleus. The record is from RefSeq and is a predicted model, not a curated record.